This is a messenger RNA of Trichogramma pretiosum, 1906 nucleotides long. Its product is annotated as kelch-like protein 17. The transcript is spliced from 2 exons. Lineage: Eukaryota; Metazoa; Arthropoda; Insecta; Hymenoptera; Trichogrammatidae. The coding region runs from base 70 to 1554 and encodes 494 amino acids. The record is from RefSeq and is a predicted model, not a curated record. Gene Ontology annotation, molecular function: protein binding.
UUAAUUUUUUCUUUGAAUAGUGAGAUUGGUUAGCUGUAUUUUCAUUCAUAAAAUUUAAAUUUCUUUAAAAUGGGUACUAGAGGACUCAGUGCAACUGCUACAUCUAUUGUGCCAAAUGAUGGAAAUCACUCUGGAGUCAUUCGUUUACUAGAAGAUUUGUCUCGCCUUUCCGAAGACAAAGAUUCAUCAGAUGUCAUAUUUCUACUUGGGAGAGAAGAAACUCCUAUUUAUGCUCAUCGAAUCAUUAUGCAGGCACGUUGUAAAAAUUUUUCAGCUCCCAAAAGAAUUGGUAAUAGUCCAGCAACUGUAAGAAUGCCUCAUGUCAAUUCAGAUACCUUUCGUCAGUUUAUCACCUAUAUUUACACUGGUCAAAUAAUUUUACAAGACAACGGUAUCUUUGAAAUGCUCAGUUUAGCUCAAGAACUAGGAGUCGAAGAGCUCAGACACAGCUGCGAAGAACAUGUCUCAGUGACCCUAAGUCCAGUUAAUGCCUGUACACUACUCAAUGCUGCUCUCGAGGCUCAAGACAGAGUUGUCAGUGGUAAAGGAGCUUGUGUUUCAUUUAUUGAACGUUGUUUUGCAUACAUUGGUGAAAAUGCAAUAGAUACAUUAAAAACCAAUGCUUUUUGUAGUUUACCUAAAGAUGCAGUGAUCAAGCUUAUCUCAUCAGAUUAUUUAGGACUGGAAGAGGAAGAUGUGUGGCGAGCAGUUCUGAAUUGGGCUAAAUAUCAAGCUGGUGUAACCCAGCCAACGCAACACUGGACUGAGGAAGAAAGAGCCAGGGUCUGUCAACAUCUAGCCGGUGUUAUAAAUCACGUCAGACUGCUACUCAUAGACAGUCAAGUUUUUGCUGACGAAGUGGAACCCACAGGUGCUGUACCAAUAGAGCUGCUUUUAGAGAGAUACAGAUAUGCAGCUCUUCAGAGCAAGAAUCCAGACGCGUGUGCUGCUGACAAGAAGCUUCAACCGCGCAUCGGGCCUUUUCUAUUUCCCGGAUCUCAGAUAUUGGCCAAGGAUAAAAUGGGUUUUCAAAGGCUGCUGAAUCAAUGGUACGGCAAUCCCAAGCAGUCCUGGCGAUUGAUUUACCGAGCCUCGUCUCACGGAUACGCGGCGUCCGCCUUUCAUCGGCACUGCGACGGUGUCGCGCCGACUUACGUCAUUGCUCUAGGCACACGCGGUGAAAUCUGCGGCGGCUUCAGCGACAUACCGUGGGGCAAGGCCAGCAGCAAGGGCCACAGCUACAUGCCCUCGGACAAGGCGUUCCUGUUCACGCUGGUGAACGAUCAGGACGUGCCGCCAACAAAGUACGACGUGGUGAAGAAGCCGUUCGCCAUCUGCUAUCAUCCGGACAUCGGGCCGAUUUUCGGCGCCGGGGCCGAUCUGCUCAUAGCCAACAAUUGCAACAGCAACAUGGACAGCUACAGCAAUCUGCCGCACAGCUACGACGGCGAGAACGCCUCGACCUCGAUACUCAUGGGAGAUUAUUAUUUUUCCGUCGUCGAUUACGAGGUGUUCACGCUGAGCAGUGUCGCCGUUAAGAAUAACAAUCACUAGACGAGAGACGAGACGAGCAGCAGCGUCUUCGGAAAUGAAUUACUGCUAAAAAAAAAAAAAGAAUAAGAAGAAAAGACUCAUAAAAGUAUUAUUAAAUAAUUAUGAUUGCGCUUUAAGCUAAAAACCUGUGCUUCCACACUUGGAAGAUCGUUAAACGCGUGUCGAUCGCGGCGCGUGAUGAGUAACCGUCCAUUUAUUUAAUUUUUUUUAUGUAUACGCAAUAUUCGCUCGUUCGCGGGUAAUUAAAUUGCUGAUUGCUUAUGUGAAAUAUGCAUUUCAUCUCUCUCCAAUGUUUUUAAAAAACACGAUUUUUAGUUUUAAGAUGAUUUUAUAUGAAAAGAUUUUUAUAAAC